GUUCGAGACAAAGGGUUAUGUGACAACUGCCUUAAGCGAGGACAUAGAGCAAAGAAUUGUUAUCAGAAAAAACAGUGUGAAAUGGAAUCCUGCGAGGGAAAACACCACACGUUGCUGCAUUCACCGAACAGCUCUAACCUUAAUCAACAGCCGAGCCAGAAUUCAAGUAACAAUACGAACAGUGCUAAGAAUUAUAAUGUCGUCAAGGCUGAUAGCGUAAACAGCGUCGAUGUUCCUGCCAAGGAGAAAAGAGUAUGUCUUCCAAUCGUGCCCGUAAAAGUUCGUGGAAAGAAAGGUCAGAGAUCUGUUGUCACCUACGCUCUUUUGGACCAAGGAUCAAACACGUCAUUGUGCGAGAAACGUCUACUUGAUCAGCUGGGAGUCGAAGGCGCCGAACGAACAUUCUCAUUGACAACUAUCGAAAAGGCAAACGUUCAGCGAAAGGGAUUAACCGCGAGUUUGGAAGUUACAGCUCUUGACUCAGACGAUGUCGUCGAGAUACCGACCGUUUGGACAGUCAAAAAAUUGCACAUCACUACAGAAGGUGCACCCAGAGAUGAAGACGUUCGUAGGUGGCCACAUCUAGCAGAAAUACAAAUACCUGAAAUAGACACUGAUGAAGUUACUUUACUCAUCGGCAAUGAUACGCCUGAAGCCUUUUGGGCGUUAGAAGAGAAACGAGGACAACGGAAGGAACCGUAUGCUGUCAAGACACUCCUUGGAUGGACCAUCGUAGGUCAGAUGACUGAGUCUACGCAUCAACAAAGCUUGAACGCACACUACAUAUCUUCCCACGAUGAUGAGCUUAAGGCUCAAGUUGAAAGAUUCUGGAGGACUGAUUUCGGAGAUUCAGUACUAAGUUCCGAAGAAUGCAUGUCAGCAGAAGAUAAAAGAGCGUUGUCUAUCAUGCAGGAAAGCACGGUCUUAUCUGAGGGUCACUACCAAAUGGCCCUGCCGUGGAGAAACAGCAGUUAUUGUACAUUGAACAAUCGACCGAUGGCUGAGUUUAGACUUGCGACACUAAAGCGAAGAUCCCUGAACGAUACUAGACUUUAUGAGAAAUACAAGGAAGUUAUAGAUGACCAUCUGACAAAGGGCUAUGCCCGUCGCCUUCCCAACGAGAAUGUUGACCAAGAGAGAGUGUGGUACCUACCCCACCAUGCUGUGAUUACCCCCAAGAAGCUACACGUGGUAUUCGACUGCGCCGCCAAAUGGAAAGGCAUGUCAUUAAAUGACCAACUAUUGCAAGGACCUGAUCAAACGAACAAUCUCGUAGGCGUCCUUACUAGAUUUCGCGAAGAGCCUUUAGCACUAGCAGCAGAUAUCGAAGCUAUGUUUUUGCAAGUUAAGGUUGAGCCAAAGGACUGUGACAUGCUUAGAUUCCUUUGGUGGCCUGAUGGAGAUCUUAGUCAACAGCCAGCAAAUUUUCAAAUGCUAGUCCACAUUUUUGGUGCAACGUCUUCGCCAAGUUGUGCGAAUUUUGCACUCAGAAAAACAGCUGACGAUAACCGAACCGAAUUUGAUGAUGAGAUUGUGAACAUCGUGCAUAGGAACUUCUAUGUGGAUGACAUGCUGAAGUCGACAAGUACUGUUGAAGGCGCUAUACGAACUGCAUCUGAAGUGACUGAACUGCUACGACGAGGAGGAUUUCGUCUCACAAAGUGGAUGAGCAAUAGCAAAGAAGUCCUCAAGUCGAUACCUGAAUAUGAAAGAGCUAAGGCUGUAAAGGAACUAGACUUUGAACGACUUCCGACGGAAAGAGCCUUAGGAGUUGAAUGGGAUGUCGAGAAAGAUUGCAUCGGAUUUAAGACACAGGUAAAGGAAAGGUCUCUUACAAGACGUGGGAUGUUAUCUAUAACGAGUUCUGUGUAUGAUCCAUUGGGUAUCGCUGCUCCAUUCGUCCUGUUAGCCAAGCUAAUCUUGCAAKAACUUUGUAGACAGCAACUAAAAUGGGAUGACCCAAUCCCUGAGCACAACCUCGUUGAGUGGAAGAGAUGGCUAGAAGACCUACCAAGACUGUCAAAUGUGAAGCUACCGAGAUGCGUGAAGUCACCUGACCUUGGAGACAUCGUCACCUAUGAAUUGCACCAUUUCGUAGAUGCUUCCCAGUCAGCUUAUGGCACCGUAUCGUACCUGCGGAUGGUUGACAUUAAUGGGGAAGUGCAUUGUUCAAUUCUGAACGGGAAGUCAAGGCUCGCUCCUGUAAAACCUGUGACCAUUCCCCGCUUAGAGUUAUCGGCAGCCGUUGUGGCAGUCAAAAUUGAUAAGAUGUUAACAACCGAGCUAGAUCUGCCGCUGACUGAGUCGACGUUCUGGACUGACUCUACAACAGUGCUUCAAUUCAUCAACAAACUUCUCAAGACGAUUCAACAUCUUCGUGGCACAUCGGAUUGCUAUCAUUCAUGAAGGUUCUACCCCCAAGCAGUGGAGAUAUGUGAAUACCAAAGACAAUCCAGCAGAUGAUGCGUCCAGAGGUUUGACCGCGGAGAAGAUGACAGGAGGGGAAGGAAGGCGAUGGUUGUGAGGCCCUGAGUUUUUAUGGAAAGGCCAAGAUUCGUGGCCAGCAUCAGUUCUCAAGCUAUCUGAGGUACCAAGUGACGACCCAGAAGUAAAGCGAGAGAGACAGGUCUAUAUGGCACAGCAAAGGGACUCAGAGCACUUCCUGCAACGAAUGUACGAGCACUUCUCUGAUUGGUAUCGCUUAAAGGUGGCCAUUGCCUGGAUGCUGAGAUUCAGAAACUACUUCGUAAACAAAUUCAGAAGGUCAAAGCACGAUAUUGAAGUUAAGCCUGCUACAAGAGGAAGAAUAACUGUGAAAGAGAUUCGAGAAGCAGAAGUUGCAAUUAUCAAGGAUGUACGAGGUCAAGCCUUCACAAAGGAAGUGAAUAUCUUGAGCAAACAGAUUGAGAAGUCGAAAGUCAAAGUUUCCACAAGAGAAAAACCCCUACCAAAGGCAAGUUGCAUUUUCAAGCUAGCC
Molecule: messenger RNA, 2977 nt
Organism: Actinia tenebrosa (Australian red waratah sea anemone)
Lineage: Eukaryota; Metazoa; Cnidaria; Anthozoa; Actiniaria; Actiniidae
Source: RefSeq, a predicted model, not a curated record